GCCUUGUGGUUAGUGGUUGUUGUAUAAGUUGUAAAUGUCAUAUUUGUGUGCACUUAGUGGAUCUCUAAGUUAUCUCGUGGAUUUAGGAGUGAGAAUAGGCUAGGUUUAGAUUCAGAACAUUAGAAUAUUGAGAAGUUUAAAGGCGAAGACAAUGGCGAUGUUAAUUGAAAUGUACGAGCAACAAUAUGGAGUAUUAACGGCUGAUAUUACAUCAAGAAUCGGAAAAUUACCAUCUGUUUCUGGAAGUGAGAGGAGGACUUUGGUAACCGAGCUGGACAGACAUCUGGAGGAAUGCAAUGAGCUAAUGGAGCUAGAAGUGCGAGAGAUGAAAGCGACGGAGCAGCCGAGGUUACGCACAAGACUGGAGAGUUACCGGGUGGAAUUAGGUCGUCUGCAGCAGGAGUUCAAACGUGCUCGGUCAGUCACCAGUCAAGAGAGUUACCACGAGUCAUCGGAGCACUUCUCGCCUGGCCUGAGCCUCAAUGAGGAGCAGAAGCAACGACUAUUGGACAACUCGGAGCGGUUGGAACGUACCGGCAACCAUCUCACCUCCGGAUAUCAAAUCCUGCUGGAGACGGAGGAGAUCGGCUCCCAGGUUCUGCGGGAUCUUAGCCAGCAGCGAGAGACCAUACAGAAAUCUCGAAGCAGGGCAGGGAGUGCCAUUGUUUACUCGAGUACCGAGAGAGCCAAGGAACCAGAAGUCAGGAGUCAGAGUACCGUUAAACUGUCCACAUAA
Molecule: messenger RNA, 736 nt
Organism: Homalodisca vitripennis (glassy-winged sharpshooter)
Lineage: Eukaryota; Metazoa; Arthropoda; Insecta; Hemiptera; Cicadellidae
Product: vesicle transport through interaction with t-SNAREs homolog 1A-like
Exons: 5
Coding region: 152-736 (194 amino acids)
Biological process (GO): macroautophagy; retrograde transport, endosome to Golgi; intra-Golgi vesicle-mediated transport
Cellular component (GO): Golgi apparatus; late endosome membrane; SNARE complex
Molecular function (GO): SNAP receptor activity; SNARE binding
Source: RefSeq, a predicted model, not a curated record